UUUUCCUUCCUUGACCACCUGGCCGCCCCCACUGACACUUGUCAACUGGGUCUCGAUCCCUCCAAGAGACCCCUGACCGGCUCAUCCCACAAUGGAUACAAGGGGGCCGAGCAGUGUACAUCCGGUAUACUAGACGGGCGAAGUCUGUACACCUACCGACAUCUUAGCGGGAAGCCAAACGUGCAGACACUGGCAAGGGCGGCUAUCGUCGAUUCCACACAAUCCUCUCAUCAACACUGCCAAGGAAGUGCCUAGCAGUCCGCAACAUGAGGUUUGCGCGCCGCUUGUCCAUCUCGUCACAACCAGCUUGCUCCAGAAUAUGGACCCGAGACGAUGCAUCCUUACCCACACUCCUCAAUUAUCGCCUUCCCUGACCAGGACAGCCGUCUAGUCCUACGCUAUUCAUAAAGGUCCAGGUCUCCCCCGUCUGCUCGUUUCAUGGAUAUGGCCGUGAGGAUCUAGUCUGUGCUUCUUUUCUAGACCGAACCCGCCUUCACCGACUAUUCAUAUCCAGUAUAAUCCUGCCACAUUCCUCCCCCUUCCUUACCCUUUUCGCCCAAGAGGAGAGGCCCAAGAAAGCCUAAAAUCUCGCCGCCAAUGAUCAGUCCGUCCCAACUCAGCCUUGGGGCACACGACGCCGCCGUCUCGGCUGCGAAUCCGGUGUUCCGGAUCCUUAGCUCCCUGUGGGGUUUGCUCGCGCCGAAGCGAAUCCGUCUCGAAGAUGACCUGGCAAAGGAGCCCGAAAGGCUGGCCUCUCUUGUCAAGCCCAUCUGUACAGAUAUGCUGGAAGAGCUGAGCUAUCCCGGGGUCCCCAAACUCAAGAGAGAGUCGGUCGAAGCCCUGCUAAAAUACAUGUACAUGAGGGCCGUCGACAUCGGCUACCCCCUCGACACUCCCAUCUCCGCAAAAGCGUUCCGCUUGGGUUACUCACUGGGACUGCUCUGUCAUCCCGGUCACCCAACAGAAGUGCAGGGUUUCGUUGGCCUCUUUACAUGGCUCGUGGUCCAGUACGAUGAUAUCGUCGGUCAGAACGAUGAGAUGGCCGAGGCCCAGCUCUUUCAGAAGCGUUUCUUCAACGGCGAGACCCAGCCCAACGCCAUGCUGGAGGGACUGGCAGGCCUCCUCCGGGAAGCCCCUCGCCUGUUCGACCCCGUCAUGGCCAACCUGCUGCAGAUAUCGACCCUUAAAUUCUUGACUUGCAACCUUCUUGAGCGCCACGACGGUUUCCGAAACAUGCCUGUCACGCGGUCAGGAGUCAAGUUCCCAGACUUUCUCAGAGACCUGUCGGGCAUCAACGUCGCCUACGCUGUCUUCUGCUUCCCCAAGGCCCAGUACCCCGACGUUGGGCAGUACCUGGAAGCCAUCCCUGACAUGGCCAGGUUUAUCGACAUUUCGAACGACGUCAUGUCUUUCUACAAAGAGGAGCUCAGUGGCGACACGAGAAAUUACGUGCACAAUCGCGCGAUGGCGACCGGGAAGCCGGUACUCACCGAGCUUGAGGAGGUCAAGAACGAGGUGGUAGAAGCCGCUAAGCGGGCCUCGGCAAUCCUCAAGGGGCGUGGCAGAUACGAACAGUCCCUACGCGAGAGUGUUCGAGGACUGCUGGCGAUGCACACGGCGAACCCCAGGUACAGGCUAGGAGACUUGGGCCUGGCCGAGGAGCAUCCCCUGGGCCCCUUCGAGGACCAGAUCGGUGAGCUAUUCGACAGGAUGAAAGCGUGAAUUUGGGUCGCUCUCCCUUUUUCCACUGAAUUUUUUUUUCUUUUUUUUGGGUUUGCAAUUUCAAGAGGCAUAUGAUAUCCCCUGGGAGGCUUUCUGAGGUUUUGUUUUCUUUUUGCUCUGGGGUUUCGAUAUACCGCUUUGUUUUACUGGGUUGGCUGAUUCGGGUUCUGUUAAUGAUGGUUGUUGGAACGGUGCCCGUGGUGGUUGAGGGUGAGACGGUAUUGUAAUCGAAAACAACGGGCAGUACCCGUUGAGAGAAUUCCUGGAACAGACUUAUUAUAUGGUUCUUUCUUAUGA
Molecule: messenger RNA, 2019 nt
Organism: Colletotrichum destructivum
Lineage: Eukaryota; Fungi; Ascomycota; Sordariomycetes; Glomerellales; Glomerellaceae
Product: Putative isoprenoid synthase domain superfamily, trichodiene synthase
Exons: 3
Coding region: 598-1722 (374 amino acids)
Molecular function (GO): carbon-oxygen lyase activity, acting on phosphates
Source: RefSeq, a predicted model, not a curated record